This is a messenger RNA of Pan troglodytes (chimpanzee), 4503 nucleotides long. Its product is annotated as serine/threonine-protein phosphatase 2A regulatory subunit B'' subunit beta. Gene Ontology annotation, molecular function: calcium ion binding; protein phosphatase regulator activity. Gene Ontology annotation, biological process: protein dephosphorylation. The record is from RefSeq and is a predicted model, not a curated record. Gene Ontology annotation, cellular component: protein phosphatase type 2A complex. Lineage: Eukaryota; Metazoa; Chordata; Mammalia; Primates; Hominidae. The transcript has 13 exons. The coding region runs from base 79 to 2088 and encodes 669 amino acids.
AAGCCUCCUGCAAAAGCUCCGAGGGCCGCGGGGCGCGCGUGGCUAGCGGCGGCGUCGCCUCGUGAUGACAUCGUCGCGAUGACGCGGCGCAGUGACGUGAACGCGGGCGCCCUUGUUUGGGAGCGCGGCCGGCGCGCCCGUUUUGAAGCUGCCGGGAGCAGCGCGGGCCGGACCGCGCCCCCUCCUCGGUCCCCGCGCCCCGCGAGUCCGCGCAGUUCCCGAGGCGCGGGCCCUGUUCCCCGCGCCGCGCCCCCUCAGCGGGCCGUGCUCGCAUCACCGAGGUCGGUCCGGGCCGGACCGAAGCCCCCGGGGCGGGGCGGGGCGCGGGCGUCCGGGGGCGCCCCGGGCCCAGCCCCCGCCAUGCCGCCCGGCAAAGUGCUGCAGCCGGUCCUGAAGAUGAAGGUGGACGAGCUGUUCCUGUACUGGCUCAGCGAGGCCAGCACGCAGCGGAUGCUGCAGGACUGCUUGCGCCGGAUCAAGGCGCCCGGGCGGGACCAGCCGACCGCGGGGGACGGGGAGCAGCCCGGGGCCUGGCCCACAGCCCCGCUCGCCGCCCCCAGGCCCAGCGGGCUCGAACCCCCGGGAACCCCCGGGCCGGGCCCUGCGCUGCCCCUGGGCGCCGCCUCCAGCCCCAGGAACGCGCCCCACGCUCGAGGCACCCGUAGAUCCGCAGGGACGAGAGUAGUUCAGACGCGGAAAGAAGAGCCUCUGCCCCCGGCUACGAGCCAAAGCAUUCCGACCUUCUACUUCCCCAGAGGACGCCCGCAGGACUCCGUCAACGUGGAUGCCGUCAUCAGCAAGAUCGAGAGCACCUUCGCCCGGUUCCCCCACGAGAGGGCCACCAUGGACGACAUGGGCCUGGUGGCCAAGGCCUGCGGCUGCCCCCUCUACUGGAAGGGGCCGCUCUUCUAUGGCGCCGGCGGGGAGCGCACGGGCUCCGUGUCCGUCCACAAGUUUGUCGCCAUGUGGAGAAAAAUCCUCCAGAACUGCCACGACGACGCGGCCAAGUUCGUCCAUCUGCUCAUGAGCCCCGGCUGCAACUACCUGGUGCAGGAGGACUUUGUCCCCUUCUUGCAGGACGUGGUGAACACGCACCCGGGGCUGUCGUUCCUGAAGGAGGCGUCCGAGUUCCACUCGCGCUACAUCACCACGGUCAUCCAGCGGAUCUUCUACGCCGUGAACCGGUCCUGGUCCGGCAGGAUCACCUGCGCCGAGCUGCGGAAGAGCUCCUUCCUGCAGAAUGUGGCGCUGCUGGAGGAGGAGGAGGACAUCAACCAGCUGACCGAAUUCUUCUCGUACGAGCAUUUCUACGUCAUCUACUGCAAGUUCUGGGAGCUGGACACGGACCACGACCUGCUCAUCGACGCGGACGACCUGGCGCGGCACAAUGACCACGCCAUUUCUACCAAGAUGAUAGACAGGAUCUUCUCAGGAGCAGUCACACGAGGCAGAAAAGUGCAGAAGGAAGGGAAGAUCAGCUAUGCCGACUUUGUCUGGUUUUUGAUCUCUGAGGAAGACAAAAAAACACCGACCAGCAUCGAGUACUGGUUCCGCUGCAUGGACCUGGACGGGGACGGCGCCCUGUCCAUGUUCGAGCUCGAGUACUUCUACGAGGAGCAGUGCCGAAGGCUGGACAGCAUGGCCAUCGAGGCCCUGCCCUUCCAGGACUGCCUCUGCCAGAUGCUGGACCUGGUCAAGCCGAGGACUGAAGGGAAGAUCACGCUGCAGGACCUGAAGCGCUGCAAGCUGGCCAACGUCUUCUUCGACACCUUCUUCAACAUCGAGAAGUACCUCGACCACGAGCAGAAAGAGCAGAUCUCCCUGCUCAGGGACGGUGACGGCGGCGGCCCCGAGCUCUCGGACUGGGAGAAGUACGCGGCCGAGGAGUACGACAUCCUAGUGGCCGAGGACACCGCGGGAGAGCCCUGGGAGGACGGGUUCGAGGCCGAGCUCAGCCCUGUGGAGCAGAAGCUGAGUGCGCUGCGGUCCCCGCUGGCCCAGAGGCCCUUCUUCGAGGCGCCCUCACCACUGGGCGCCGUGGACCUGUACGAGUACGCGUGCGGGGACGAGGCCCUGGAGCCACUGUGACACCACCCGCGAGAACGCCGCCGCGGGGCCGCUCCCCACGUGCCACCACCGGGACGCCGCGGCUCGUGUAAAAACUGCUGUGGAAAAUGAGUGCGUGUGUACGGAAUGAUAAAUUUUUAUUUAUUCACAGAAGCGUGUUGAUGGCCGCCGUGGGUUCGUGGCCGGACCUGCCCAGACCUCUGUGCCCGGGGGACACGUAGGGCCGCUCGUGAAUGGGACGGGUUCCCACACGGACACCCUCGGCACUUGCCGUUCCCGGCCUGGGUUCCGGGGCCUGCGUCUGUGGAAAGGGUCUGUGUGGGCACAACGGUGACCGGCGGCUCCCGGGCGCCUCUGGACGGGAGCCUCCGCCACAGGCUGUGUGAAUGUUUUGUGUAAACGUACAAAAGCGUUUCUGGCGAUCACGCUUGUAUGUUUGAAUGAACGUUUGGAGGAUUUUCAGCCAUGGGCUCGGCUCCCUCAGCCACAGCGUGGCUCCGUCCGGGAUUUACAAGUGUCGGUGCUGGAUGGGGACCGCGACCACGCCGGACGCCUCGGGGUGCAGCCUGGGCCUCUCUGCGGGGCCCCCUCCCCAGCCAGGGGGACCCCACCCUCGGGCCGUUCCCUCCCGGAGCCACGGACCCAGGCCCCGUUCCACAAACAACCCCAGAAGGAAGGAGCCCGCGCCAGAGUGGGGACGUCCACACCUGGGGGACACCUAAAUGAGGGGGUUCGGAGGCCCCACCAGGAGGAGCCCCGUGUGCAGGGGAGGCCACGAGCCCCCCCAGGGGCACCCAACACGGAUGAGCCCAGGCCCAGCUCUGCUCCCUCUGCAGGCAGGGGAGGGUCACAGGUGGUGACCAUGGGAACAACCCCCUGUCCUCACACAAGACAAAACGCUCCCCCAGGAAACGGAGGUGGCAGCGUCCACGCGGCAGGGCAGCCCUGUGCCCUUGGGGAGGGCAGGGCCAAGCCGGGACCACCCCGAGAGCAGCACACACACCCCGUUCAUCCACCGGCAGCCGUCGCUGUGAAGGAGAUGGACAGACAGGGUGGUCCCGUGACCCCUGAGGAGAGACUGCGGGGGCUCCAGGUGGUGGGUAGACGAGGCAGCACCUCCCAGGGGAAUGCCGCUGCCCCCAAGGUGUCCUCAGUGUCACCAGGUGCUCCCCUGAAUUCCCGGACGCCCCCACCUGGGUCUGCGAAGUGUCAGGACCCCCCCAACAAAAGGGCAGGUGCAGGGCAGGAGAGUCUGUGGCUGCCGCAGGGAAAUGACACUGGGAGCCACGGCCCGCAGGGCCCACCCUGCCCCGAGCUCCGGGGAGCCUGUCUGGGAGACCAUGUCCGCCCGCCCCCCCCACCACACACAACCUAUGAGCCGGAGCCCAUGGUCAUGGGAGGGGCCAGAAGUGGGGGGUUCACCUCUGACCGGCGCCUUCAGCCUCCCACAAUGACACUGGGAGCCCCCCAAUUAGGGUUCAAGGCUGGGACAUGAGAGGCCUCCCUGGGGCCGUGAAAGACAGCGUCCCCCACCCACGUCGCUGUUGAGGCCCCUGCACAGCCCCUGAGCAUCCUCCGACAUCCCUAUACCCACUGCAUUCCCCCAAGCGCCCCGUCCUUCCCCAGCCACAACCCCAGAUGCCCUGGGCAGUGCCGGGGCCAGGCGUGCACACCCACACCUUUGCCGGAGAAGUGGGGGGUCCUGUCGGGGGCCCUCGUGGACGGCGGCGCUGCGGGGAGGCCCAGAGCCCAGCAGUCGUGCCCUCCACCUGUUCUGGGGGUCCAUUCCCCCGAGAGCUCACGUGUGCAGGGGGCCAGGGACCCCACAAAACAAGCACUCGGGGCACCCUGACCGUGGCCAGCGUCCCGCCAGAAGCCGGGAUGUUCCACGGCUCGGCACCUCACCCUCUGUGAAUGACAAUCGUGGGUCCCCCGCAUUUCGUGGCCGUCACCCCUUGGAGAUCCCCGAGAAGGGACGCAGCCCACCCCUCCCCUCCCUCACGGGGUGCCAUCGUGUCAGACCCAAGAGUGUUCACAGGGGCAGCCCCAGGUUCACCCAGGAGCAGCAGCAUGAGCUCUGUUCCGGGAGGACCAGGAAAGGUGACGGCCACUCCCCAGCAAUGGUGCCAGCCACAGCCCUGAGGUCCCUGGGCACCUCCUCAUGGGACAAGACACAGCUGCUCAAGGUGCAGCAGGGGUGACGGGCGCCACAGGCUCCCAGCACCGGCACCAGACCGGCAUCCACAGCGCUGUCCUGAGGGGCGGCAGGGACGGGCACGGCAAGACAGGCUCCCCAGAAUAAGGGGACCCAGCCUGGUGGGGGGACGGGGCCUGGAGAGCCAUGAGACGGGGGAGACAGAGGAGAUGGAGAGAUGGGGGAGAACUGGGGGGCAUCGGAUACAGGGAUGAGGCAGAGCCGGACCCAGCCGUGGCCUG